AUGGAGGGCGAGGUUCCCGAUUGUUCUGGGUUGAAACUUAUACACUGCAAUUUCCAUCACAAAGGCCCUCAGCACAGUGCAGAGCUGACCUUGUGCCCUGUCACGGUGAGACUCAGGAAGUACUUGUGCUGCAGCCUCCUCUAUUCACACGCUGGCCCAUAGGUCGCUGUCAGGCCCCUCCAUGGCCGAUGGCUAUUGUUAUGCUGAUCUAAUGACUGUGAAGGGUAAUCCAAAAGGCCUUCAUUAGAAUGAGGAUCAGAAUUCAUAAACAUUCAAUGAGGGAGGAACAUGGAGGCAUUGCAUGGGAGCACUGCAGUGAAUUAUUUGAUUGAAUAAGUUUGGUCAAAUGGGGAAUGAAUGCACAGUCCCUCCAUCAGUGUGUCAUCAUGAAGUAUCUCACAGUCCAUAAAGGAGAAGCUCUGCCCUGCACAGUAAAAGCUCUGCCCUGUAUGACAGUGUAUGUUGUUUUGGGCUAUUUUUGCAGGGGAAGACUUUGCUUGAAUUCAAACCUUAAACAAUAAACAUUUGAAUAAACAUGGCCUUUUACAGCAUAUUGGAUGACUGUCAUUCAUAUUCCAUUCAUCCAGCUCAAUGUAACAUCGAUAGGUUUAAGCUACUACAUGAUACUCAAAUUUUCCCUGUACCCAUCAUGAGGUUGCUACAACCUAGCCUAUGAAUGAAAGUUUACAACGUAGGUGCACAGGUCGAGAUAAUUUUUUGUAAUCAAGUUGAGAGACAGUGACACAAUCAAUACCGCCUUGCACACUCUUGCCUCCAUCUAGCUGAUCUAGGAUGUAAUCAUUAGUCCAACAGUUGCAAACGAGAGUUUUUAUUGGACAAUUGCAGGUAUGUCCCCGUUUCGUUCAGUUUGCUUCCGUUUAAGAAACGUUUUUCAACAGAAUCUGCGCAAUGAAUACACCCCUGAUCACACGCAAACACAAUUCACGUGCAUAGCAGCCACAUACAAACCGCUCGUUGUGUAUACAAUUCCUUCUCGCAUCUAUCUACGCGCUCUCCUCCUCUCACUUUUCCCUUCGCUUCAGUGCACAAUAAUAUAAUAUUUUGCAGACGCUUUUAUCCAAAGCGACUUACAGUCAUGUGUGCAUACAUUUUUACGUAAGGGUGGUCCCGGGGAUCGAACCCACUACUCUGGCGUUACAAGCGCCAUGCUCUACCAAUUGAGCUACAGAGGACCACAACACAUCAGCUACUGUACUGUACAGAGUGCUGCUGAAGCUACUAUAGACCUUCAUUGCAAAACAGUGUGUUUUAAAUGAUUUGGUGACGUGAAUAUAUUUAGUAUAGUUCUAUCUAAAAAGCAUAAUUUUUAUGUUUCACUAUUUAUUUAUUUAGAAAUUCACUGAGGAGGAUGGUCCUCCCCUUCCUCCUCUGAGGAGCUUCCACUUAUAUACACAUACACUAUUCAUCCCCAUUACACUAAAGUUAUGUUGCCCAUGGACAGCUAUGCGUGAACCAAGUCUGUGUUUCCCAAAUGCAUCAAUUAUUUAGUUUCAAUAGAAUUAAGAAGCUUUUGGGAAAACCCAGCCCAGUGUUAUGCCAUGAUAUGUUGAGUUUCCUGAUCUACACGCGCAUAAUCAUAGCCUACCUUUCUCAUUCGACCUGCAGUGUCCAUCAUUUUCAGAUAGCCGACAUCCAACAUUGAGUAGUUUGACUAGUUCAACUCUAUAUUUGCUGUUUUGAAUAAUACAACUGUUUUGUGGUAAUGUAUCACAUUUGUUGAUGUUGGACUAUUACAACUUCUCCAAAGCAUACAGAUUUGUUUUAUCUCGGGCGAAUGGGACCAUCAUACGUGCACGAGCGGCGCGCGCAAUAUGAGAGCGCGCGUGGAGGCGGUCCGGCUUCUUCAGUUUUCUGUAAUCGCUUUUCGGUUGCUACCUUCAGUUAAAUAGCAAGGACACGAGUGCGAGCAGACGGCCGUGUGUGUGUGGAUAUACUUUUCACUUGGGAUUUUAAUACAAAAUACAGCAUCGACGGUCAGCUGCCAGGUAAUAUUUACGCACGCAUGUUACUGUCCUUCGUAUGUGUACAGAAAGUAAGUAAAUGUCCCGUGAAAGUGGCAUUUUCCGAUGAGGGGGAUGUGUGGGACGUGCCUCCCUUUGUGCCCGAGCAGCUCAACGCUCAUUGUGGACACUUGAGAAACGUUGGAUUCACACAUUUCCAAGCCGUUCAUUUGGCCCUCGCGUCGACUGGCCUUGACGAGCCCUUGAUGCCUUGUCGAAGAAUUUCUUAAACGUGAUGUUCUCUGCAUAUUUUCCCGAGUUUUAAACGCUCAGGCCUCUUGAUUUAAAUUCCCCAUAGCAGGACAUAGCACAGCGGGUGCUACUUUUUCCUGCAGUGUUAAAGAUGUUUGUUAUGCAUUGCUUUUUUGACAGCUCUAUUUGUGUCGCGGGCACAUGUUGUUAUUUUUAUUUUUUCAGUCGAAAGGGGGAGGCUUGCAAAUUGUGUUGACCUAUUGCUCAGCUGGCUCCGAAACAACGACAGAAGAAAGUGAUACAUUAUUGUGUCCUAUUUAUUGAGGCCCCUAGAGUCAACACGCGAGUCGUCUUUGAUAAAUGUAACUAACAAUUUUCAGAAUUGAUAUCAUUGCCCCAAGUUGCCAUCGCACGCCUGUUUUGCAAGUCGAUACAUGUCUGUCGAGUGGAUACACUAAUAGCGUUGAUGUCCUUAUCAUAACACCCCCGGGAAAGGUAGUGGUUAAGCACUACUUUAGUUUACCGUUUGAUUAACCGUUUGUAUCUUUUACCGUAGGCCUAUUCCCCAGGCUUUUAUUCGAAACAAUAUAAACUGAUACGUUUGGCUUGACGUCCAUGACCGUGAUAGAUAAAAAAUUACCUCACCUCAUUAUUGUCAUCAAAGGCGAUAUCUCAGUCGUCUGAUGCCCUUUGUAGAGGCACAGGCCUACUGUUCUAGUGUCUCUUUAGCCUACUAAACUCAACUCCCUGAUUAGUUGAGUUUAAUCGACUAGUGUCUCUUUCGAUCUAUGUUCCAUCAAUCCAUGUGGUCAACUACUGAAAAGGUUAAUGAGUGGUGAUAUUGAAUUAAUUGUUUUAGAUUAGACUGUAUUGUCAGUAGGCCUGUGACAUGUUGACUCUUCAAGUCAAGACAUCUUGACAGCAUUGUUCUUUCAUACUAGGCUAUAUUCCAUUAAAUCUCAACAAAGUCAUGUUUCUAAUGCAUUCAAAAAAUUUGUAGGUGGUUUGUUAACGCAGUAAUAUUGAAUCUUCUUGAAAGAGUUUGAGAUCUUAGUAGUUUGUCAAAAUAUUGACGAACCGCUCACUACCUCUUCCUUUUCAACACACAAAAUAGCUUCACCACCUUGCCUUCAACACAUUAACCAGCAAAGUGAAACAGACUUUAAAUUAUUUCCCUGUUGUGAAAAUAAUUUCCUCCUGCAAGGACAAUCAAGUAUUCUGUUCUACUCAACCACACAAUGGAGGCAGGUAGCCGCUGUUGUGUGGUUAGAGAGAAGAGCCAGCAACUGGAGGGUUGCCAGUUUGUAUCCGGGGUCUGACAGGAAAAAUCUGGCGGGAAGUGAGCUGGCAACCGGAGUGUUGCUGGGAUCAAAUCCUAGAUGCCAUUGCCUGCCGUUGUGCCCUUGAGCAAGGCACUUAACCCCCAACAACAACAGCUCCCCGGGCGCCCGGUGUGGCAGCCCCCCGCACCUCUCCCCCAAAAAACCUGUAUGUGUGUCUUUCAGAGGGGUUAGGUUAAAAGCGGAAGUCACAUUUUGGUUGGACCUUGUCUGCAAUUGACCAAUACAGUGAUCUUAAUCUUAACCUGCACAAUGACUAGUAAAAUCAUAGGCUGUGCAACCUUGGAACCCUCGCAGUCCACACAAGGUACUUUUUUUUAAAAGGCCUGGGCAGGCUAACGUACCACUAAUUUAUUUUGUAUAGAAAACAUAAUGAAAGCUAAAGCUGUGCUGUUUGGUCUCUGUUUCCCAGGGCCAGGAUGUCCAGUGAAGUGCAGAGACCGGACGAUAGCCCCAGCACCAGUGGGGGGAGCUCGGAUAUCGAACAAAGAGAAUCAUCGGUACCCCCAGAACAGGAGCGGGAACAAGCACAGCCCAAAAAGAAGGAGACUAAGAUCUCCAGUAAAACAGCUGCCAAACUCUCAACCAGUGCCAAGAGGUAA
Coregonus sp. 'balchen' is the source of this 4155-nucleotide messenger RNA. The record is from the annotation of a GenBank genome assembly. NCBI's taxonomy places the organism in Eukaryota, Metazoa, Chordata, Actinopteri, Salmoniformes, Salmonidae.